Molecule: messenger RNA, 3339 nt
Organism: Phytophthora infestans T30-4
Lineage: Eukaryota; Oomycota; Peronosporomycetes; Peronosporales; Peronosporaceae
Product: inositol hexakisphosphate and diphosphoinositol-pentakisphosphate kinase, putative
Exons: 1
Coding region: 1-3339 (1112 amino acids)
Biological process (GO): inositol phosphate biosynthetic process; inositol metabolic process
Molecular function (GO): ATP binding; inositol hexakisphosphate kinase activity; metal ion binding
Source: RefSeq, a predicted model, not a curated record
AUGGAGCGUAAGGCACGCUCGGCCCCCAUGCUUGAGAUCCUGGGGCGCCUGCCGCCUGAGCUCUUUCGCAUAGAAUUCUUCGGUGACGAAACGAUUUUGCACCACCCCGUAGAAGCCUGGCCGCGUAGCGACGCGCUCAUCGCUUUCUUCUCCAAAGGUUUUCCGCUACAAAAGGCACAAGACUACGUGGCUCUGCGAAAACCUGUAGUGGCCAACGACCUGGACACACAGUACCUGCUACAGGACCGCCGAGAGGUCUAUCGUGUUUUGCAAGAACACGACGUCCCCACGCCGCGCCACCUCUUCGUGAACCGUGACGGCUAUGGUGGCCAGACGGCCCCCCCAGAGGUUAUUGAAGGAGACGACUUCAUCCAAGUGGACGGUGUCCGCAUCAACAAGCCUUUUGUGGAGAAGCCUGUGGAUGGAGAGGACCACAAUAUCCAUAUCUACUACCCCAUGAGCGCCGGUGGGGGUUGCAAACGUCUGUUCCGAAAGAUCGGCAACAGAUCCAGCGAGUACGAUCCACAGGUUAAUACAGUACGAGCAGGUGAAGGCUCCUACAUCUACGAGGAGUUCCUGUCCACCCAGGGAACCGACGUCAAAGUAUAUACUGUGGGUCCACAUUACGCCCACGCUGAGGCUCGUAAGUCCCCUGUACUCGACGGGCGUGUAGUGAGAGAUGCAGAUGGCAAAGAAGUGAGAUACCCGGUCAUGUUAUCAACCGAGGAGAAGCAGAUCGCCUAUCGAGUUUGUCGGGCUUUUAAGCAGACCAUCUGCGGCUUCGACAUCUUGCGAGUGCGCGAUGCCUCGUACGUGUGUGACGUGAACGGCUGGAGCUUUGUCAAGAACUCGGAGAAAUACUACGACGAUUGUGGCAUCCUCGUGACUCAAUACUUGGAACAGGCAUUAUUAGCUGGUGGUGGGGCGAUGGCUGGAGAGGACUUUGGUACCGACAGCUCUGCCUUCAGCUCAGUUACCUUCCGUUUUGCCCCUGAUGCUCCACCGCCCAGUGCAGAGCUGUCGGAGCCGCCAACGGCGCAAAGACAUGCGAUGCUUCGUGGUCCAUCCACAUCUAUUGCCGAGUCUGAAGUGUCUGAAGCUGACAGUAUCUCGGAUGGAAAUGAAGACACUUUGUACCAAGAAGAAGAGCUGCGUUGCGUUCUGGCUAUUAUUCGACAUGGCGACCGCACGCCUAAGCAGAAGAUGAAGAUGAACGUUUGCCACCCUGCUUUCUUGCAGUUCUACGAGGAUCGACUACGUGAAUCGCACCAGGAAAACGGAGACGGGAACGAUUUAAAGAAGAAAAAGAAACUAGACCUCAAAAUAAAGGCUGUAGCCAAUCUGGAGCGUUUGCUUCAGGUGAGCACGGACUUGCUACACAAGUACAAGAAUCGAGAUCCAGCUUUCAUGGAAUUCUUGGAACAGCGUGAGGUCAAAUGCGGUGAAGAUGCAACUGACCGCGUUAAGGGUUACCGCACCCUACGUGACGUGCUUCAGCGCUGGCAGCUCGUGGGAAUUAAUCGCAAGGUGCAGCUGAAGCCCAAGGAGUUUGUUACUGUGCCUGUUGAAGGUAUUGACGAGAAUGGAGAACAGCUGACGAUACGCCGAGUAAGCAAACUGCUGCUGAUCAUCAAGUGGGGAGGAGACCUCACACACACUGGAGAGGAGCAAGCCGAGCACCUUGGGCAGAAGUUCCGUCGUAUGAUGUAUCCUGGUGGCGCAGGCGGCUUGAACCGUCUUCACUCAACAUUUCGCCACGACCUGAAGAUUUACACCAGUGACGAAGGUCGUGUCCAAAAGACAGCAGCGUCAUUUGCGAAGGGCUUACUGGAGCUCGAGGGUGACAUUAUCCCUAUCCUUGUUGGACUCGUUCUAAAGUCGAAGGAUGCAGAUUCGAUGCUAGACCAGUCGGGGUCUUCCGCUCAGGAGAUCAUAAUGCGUGUAAAGCAGCGCCUACACAAGAUUAUCCACCGCGAAGACCAUUGCAGUCAGCUCAUUGCCUCCAACUCUCGACUCAUUCGCUCUGUUGCACUUGCUCUCACGAAAGUGGACCAGCCGAUAAAAAAAAUGGGAAUCAUGCACAAGUUGCUGCAGUCGCUCAAGGAGCAACUAACGCGCAUGAUCCAGGAGAAAUCACAGUACAAGACAGAGAUAGACCGAUGGCAGCAGCAGAAGGUUACUGCUGGUCGUCUGCUAACGCCCGUAAUGGGUCGUUCAGCAAGCGUCAAUGAGCUGAGUCAACCCAGGAACCGACAUGUACACUCGUACUCCCCGCGGAAGAAACACAGUGAAGGAAGCAACAUCUCCAGCGAUGCUGCUAACAGCAGCGUUGGUCUGCGCAAAAUGCGGCCGCCCGAAUCUUUGCCCCCUGAGGAGAUCAAGUACCCUGAACCUUGUGGUCGCGAGACUCUUGACGUCAUGAGAGAGCGAUGGGCUAAGCUGUAUCGAGAUUUCUACGUAAAGAAACGUGACACUUACGAUUUGUCUAAGAUCCCGGACAUUCACGACUGCAUUCGAUACGACGCAGUGCACAACGCACACUUGAAUUUGACCGACGUGCGUGAAUUACUGGAGAUUUCGAGUGCAUUAUCUCACGCUCUCGUGCCGCAAGAGUAUGGGAUCAACGUGGAUGAGAAGAUCUUCAUUGGCUCAGCCAUGUGUCGAACUCUUUUAUCAAAGAUCAACACCGACUUGGAUUUGGCUCGCGGCCUUAAGCCGGACGUACUCAAAGACCACAACACGCACCGUCUGAAUCCGUCGUACGCCAAGAAAAUCAAGUCUACGCAUCGAUCUGUGCGCACACGUCUGUACUUCACAAGCGAGUCGCACUUGCACUCGUUGUUGAAUGUCCUUCGCUAUGGACGCGAGGAAUGUGCGGUGAAAAGCCCUAUUGGCGAAGAAUCACGCAAGUGGAUUGAGGACAUCCCGGAACUCUGCUACAUGACGCACUUUGUCGUACGCGUCUUCGAGCGCGUCCAGUACUCGCUGGACGACCCUCAACGAUUCCGCGUCGAGAUCUCAGUAUCUCCUGGCGCAGACCAAGACCCGCUAAACUCUGAUCCGGAGAAACAGAUCGAGGUGGCGCCGCUAAAAAUUAUCUCACACGAGGGCCUCACAUGCCAGGAGCUUGUUGACUACGUUGCUGACUGUAUCGACUACGCAGAACAGAACGAGAUCAAGGAAAUGGUAAGUCGCACGGUAGCAGUCAAAGGCAGCGGUAGUCCUGAGGGCACGAACGGAGAUAGCAGUAGCAACAGUGGGGAUGUUACCUCGGUCAAGCGCUCGAUGUACUCUCUGAGCAACAAUAGCAGCGACAGUAACUUCAGCAGUGACAACUAA